Molecule: messenger RNA, 1020 nt
Organism: Gamsiella multidivaricata
Lineage: Eukaryota; Fungi; Mortierellomycota; Mortierellomycetes; Mortierellales; Mortierellaceae
Product: ribonuclease T2
Exons: 2
Coding region: 1-1020 (339 amino acids)
Biological process (GO): chitin catabolic process; RNA catabolic process
Cellular component (GO): extracellular region
Molecular function (GO): RNA binding; ribonuclease T2 activity; chitin binding
Source: RefSeq, a predicted model, not a curated record
AUGGCCGCCCUCUCUGUCGUUUCAGCAGUGCCCUUGAACCACUCGGUUCUCUCGCGCCGUGCAACCUGCUCCGCCGAUGUCCUGUCAUGCUCCUCGAGCGGUAUCGACUCCUGCUGCUUGCCCUCCAUGGGAUUGCUACUCUUGGUCCAGCAGUGGUAUGAUGGAUUGGGGCCCUCGAACGAGUUCACAAUGCAUGGCCUCUGGCCCGAUACCUGCACUGGCGGACAGGGCCCCAGCACCGGCUGUGAUGCCAAACGCAUUUACGAUAAUGUUGAAACGCGUCUCCAGAACUACCCUGGAGCUCCCUCUGGUUUCCUCGAUCAAAUGAACACCUACUGGUCUUCGUACAAGGGUGACAACAACGCCUUCUGGGCCCAUGAGUGGUCCAAGCACGGCACCUGCGUCUCAAACUUGGCCCCCACCUGCACAUCCAACUAUGUGCAGGACCAAGAUGUCUACAGCUACUUUAGCAAGGCCCUUGCUCUGCGCUCCCAGUACAACCUGUACCAGGCUCUCGCUGCCGCAGGCAUCAAUCCUGGCUCCAAUCCCAAUGUUGCAGACAUGCACUCCGCCAUCACGAAGGCUUUUGGCGUCGAUGCUCAGAUCAACUGUGACUCUGGUGUUUUAAGUGAAAUCUGGCUGUUCUUCCAUGUCAAGAACAGUGACCAAUACGUCCCAACGGCUCCUUUGUCCAAGGGAUCCUGCAGUGGCAGCAUUUCGUACCCUGUCAAGGGCGGCUCGGUGACUCCUCCAAGCAGCACGACUACGAAGGCUACAACCACUGCAACUACUACCAAGCCCGCCACCACGACCGCCAAGCCCACAACGACCUCGCCCUCAGGCUCCAUCCCCACGGGUAAGCAGACGGGAUCUUGCUCAGCCUCAGGCGCGACUGUCUGCGUCAGCCCCGGCGUGUCGAACCAGUACUCGAAAUGCAACCAGGGCACCUGGGUCUUGAACCAGUGCAAGACUGGCCUUGUGUGCUAUAGCGACAUCAACACCACUACUCACUGCGCUUAA